UUACGUCCCUUGGUCGGUCCUACCCACAACUCGAGAAUCAUUUGACAAUGUCUUCAAAGGCAGAAAAAGAACGCACGAAGCUUUUACAGGAUAAAUUCCAAGCCAUUUUAUCAAGUCUUCUUAAAGAUGACGAUAACAAAUACUGCGUUGAUUGUGACGCGAAGGGGCCGAGGUGGGCAUCAUGGAAUCUGGGCAUCUUCCUGUGUAUCCGCUGUGCUGGUAUACACAGAAACCUUGGGGUCCACAUAUCAAGGGUGAAGUCGGUCAACCUGGACACAUGGACCCCAGAACAAGUGGCCAUGAUGCAGGAGGUUGGCAACAGCCGUGCAAGGGCUGCAUACGAGGCUAACAUCCCUGAUAGCUUCCGCCGACCACAGACAGAUUCCAGAGCACUUGAGGCUUUCAUAAGAGCCAAAUAUGAACAUAAGAAAUAUCUUGCACGGGAGUGGGUUCCACCUAAACCAACUAUACCAAAAGAGCCAAAGAGUGAGUGGCUAGAAGAUGAUAGAGAAAAGAAACGUUCUAAGUCCAAACCAGCUUCUACCAUCCAACUCAGCUCAGUCCCCAAAUCAUCAGCCAGCAGCUCCAGCUCCAGCCGAGAGAAGAAGUCGUCCCCGGAACAGGCCAAAUCUCCGACCAAGUCCCCACCCCCAGUCCAGCAGCCACAGCCAAGCACAGCUGCUGCAGACCUCAUUGGUCUAGAGACAUAUUAUAUGUCCCAAAAUGCCUCGUCUCCAACAUCACAACAACCUAAUGGUGGAGGUGACUUACUGGCCGACAUAUUUGGUAACACCCCUAACCCAACCCAACCAGCUCAACCUGUGUCAGGGGGUGCAGGGGCUGCCCUGGGGGUGGGGGCCAACCAAACUCAAGGGGGACAACAGAAUGGCACUUUGGAGGCCAACCUGUUCGAAGAUGCAGGGACUGACAAGGGAGGAUCUGAGAAAUCUACUAAGGAAUCCAUCCUGGCUCUGUAUGGUAGUGGUGGCAGUGGCGGCGGACAACAGCAGCAGCCGCAGAUGUUUGGUGUGCCAGCAACAUCUGCACCAAGCAGUGGAGAUUUGCUACAGUUUACACCGAGUCAAGCUGGCCUUCUGCCGACACCCUCACAACUCUCCGUACAAUCAGCACCGCACCUGUCGACCAAUCAGAUGUCAAGUAGUCAGAUUUCCACCAAUCAGCAGAUGUUUCAUCAACCAAUGACCCAGCCUCAAAUGUGUUUAAUGCCACAAGGGCUAUUUUACUACGAUGCAGGAGGCAUGUACAUGCCCCAGCAGAACAUGGGCAUGUAUGGAGGUGCCAUGCCAGGGCAGCAGGGCAUGCAGUAUCAACAAGGCAUGAUGGGAAUGCAACAGCCAAACAUGUAUGGGAUGGGCCAGAUGUAAUGCCAGGGGAAUGAUGGGGGUCAGCAAAGCUGGGGUAAUAUGAUGAUGGGAGGACAGCAGCAGAUGUUCCCCAGCAGCAGCAGCAACAGCAAUAGCAACAGCAGAUGCAGCAGA
Messenger RNA from Haliotis rubra (blacklip abalone), 1499 nucleotides. Its product is annotated as stromal membrane-associated protein 1-like. Gene Ontology annotation, molecular function: GTPase activator activity; metal ion binding. Lineage: Eukaryota; Metazoa; Mollusca; Gastropoda; Lepetellida; Haliotidae. The record is from RefSeq and is a predicted model, not a curated record.